This is a messenger RNA of Pestalotiopsis fici W106-1, 1605 nucleotides long. RefSeq lists its product as uncharacterized. The record is from RefSeq and is a predicted model, not a curated record. Lineage: Eukaryota; Fungi; Ascomycota; Sordariomycetes; Amphisphaeriales; Sporocadaceae. The transcript has 3 exons. The coding region runs from base 1 to 1605 and encodes 534 amino acids.
AUGCUCGUGAUUACGGUGUUUUUGGCGUGUGCUGGAAUCGCACUCGCCGACGUUCGCUCCCUAUCAUUAAACAUCAAAGCUGAAGACAUCACAACCGGCACGCCUCUAGACGGGUUUGUCAGCUAUUCCAUCGAGUUUUCUUCGUUUCCGGAUUUCGCUGGCAGCUCAGCAGCACCGAAUGAAUUUUCAAAUACGCUAAUCAACAAUAUCGGUUACUAUCAAGGAUCAAACCCAUAUAUACGAGUAGGAGGAAAUACCCAGGAUUUUGCCAUCUAUGACGAGAAUGAGACACUUCCUCUCCGCGGCAUUUACAAUACCACGAGGUCGGCAGACUACCCUACCACCAUCACUAUAGGACCCUCUUUCUUCGACGCCUAUAACGCUUGGCCAAAGGUCAAGCUCUCUCAUGGCUUCAACUUGGGCGGAAACAAUGAUUCAAGAGUGCACGCAACUCUGAACCAGACUGUGCCACUGGCAUGCAAGGCCUUGUCAAAUGGCAAUUUUUACCGCUUCGAGUAUGGCAAUGAGCCCGACCUAUUUGUGGGUAUUCCUACCGCUCAGGUCCGGCCGGCAAGCUAUAAUGAGUCCGACUAUGUCAGCGAGUGGCUUCAAGGAACGCGCAUCAUCAAUGAACUCGUUGAACAGAAUUGUCCGGAUCUUCUGGAUAACGAUACCUACGGUUUCCUUGCCCCAUCGUUCGCUCGCACGGAUAACCACUUAAAAGCGCCGCUCGCCUGGUCUGACGGCUUGGAUGCAGAUGCAGACAUUACGUACUUCUCAUCCCACAAUUACAUCAGCGGAGCCAACUCACUGGGCGUGACUUUGCAAGGGACCCUGAUGAAUCACACGCGAACCAAGCAAAGUGUCGAUGCGCACGUGGCCGAGUACAACGCCAUCAACCCGGGAAGCAACGUGCCGCACAUUUUUGGUGAGACCAACUCGCUAUACCAGCAAGGCCGGCCGGGUCUCUCCAACACGUUUGGCGCCGCGCUGUGGGCGACCGACUUUUUGCUCUACAGUGCCUCGGUCAACAUCCAGCGAGUCCACCUGCACAUGGGCACCAACUACCGGUACCAAGCGUGGCAACCACUAACGACCAACAUCACCAGCAUCGGCACCAAGGCGCCAUACUAUGGCAAUGUCGCUGCCGCCGCCUUUCUCGGCAAUCUCAAUGUAGCGACGGUGCAGAUUGCUGAGCUGGAAACGGGCGACGCCGGCGACGAUGCCGAGGCGGCCUACCUGGCCUACGUCGACGGCGUCUUGCGCCGCGUCAUGUUUAUCAAUCUGCGCGAGUACAAUUACACGCUCAACGGCACGGGCGACCUCGCCUCGCCGAACCCGGAACCGCGCACCGUGCGCACCUACAGCCUGAGCGUCGGCAACCUGACCGCGGGCGCCGGCGUGCAGAGGCUUUCGGCCAACGGCAGUGAUGCCAUUACGGGCGUGACCUUUGACGGCUGGAGCUACAACUACGAGCUCGAGCGCGGCGCGCCCGUCCGGCUGGCCAACGUCACGGUCGGUGAGAGGUUGAAUGUCACCGAGGAUGGCGUGCUGUCGGUUGGAGUUGCGGAUAGCGAGGCCGUCAUUGUCACGUUGGACAGCUGA